Molecule: messenger RNA, 1707 nt
Organism: Venustampulla echinocandica
Lineage: Eukaryota; Fungi; Ascomycota; Leotiomycetes; Helotiales; Pleuroascaceae
Exons: 5
Coding region: 1-1707 (568 amino acids)
Molecular function (GO): RNA binding
Source: RefSeq, a predicted model, not a curated record
AUGGCAGAAGCAGAAAACUUCGAAGAGGAUCUCUUCGCCGACCUAUACACGGACGAUAAUCCCGCCCCAAAAGUCGAAGCUCCAGUUGUCAAAGCUGAAGUUUUGCCACCAACCGAAGUAAAUGAGGAUCAGCCAGACAACCAGGAGGAGCAGAAUGGAGAAGGGGGCGGAGAUGUGCAAAAUUAUAAUGGCGACCAAGAUAUGGAUGAUGAAAUAGAUUUCAACCUUGGGAAUGGUGGUACUCACUAUGAUACCCCAGCUACCAAUGAGGCACACGGACCUGGCAUCAAAGAAGAUGGGAAGAUGUUCAUUGGUGGAUUGAAUUGGGAUACUACUGAUCAAUCCCUAAAGGAGUAUUUCUCUCAAUUUGGCGAGGUCCUGGAGUGCACUGUUAUGAGGGAUGGUGCCACUGGUCGGUCACGAGGUUUCGGCUUCCUCACAUUCAAAGAUCCACGCACGGUGAAUAUUGUAAUGGUGAAGGAACAUUAUCUAGAUGGAAAAAUUAUCGACCCCAAGAGGGCAAUUCCACGAGAUGAGCAGGAGCGUACCAGCAAGAUCUUUGUCGGUGGUGUCAGUCAAGAAGCUACCGAACAAGACUUCAAAGAGUACUUUAUGCAAUUUGGUCGGGUUGUCGACGCUACUCUCAUGAUGGACAAAGACACCGGUAGACCACGAGGUUUCGGAUUCGUCACAUUUGACAGCGAAACGGCCGUGGAUGCUUGUCUGGAGGGACCGUUAGAGAUCCUUGGCAAACCAAUCGAAGUCAAGAAGGCCCAACCACGGGGUAAUAUGCGAGAGGAAGAGGAGAGUCGUGCAGGGAGAGGAGGCCGAUUCCGUAAAGGAGGUGCAGAUGAGGGCCAGAACGCAAGUCAAAUUCCCCAAGGCGGCGGCAACCAGAUGGCACCUGGCGGUAUGACCCCUCAAUUAAUGGCCCAGUAUUGGCAACGCAUGCAACAAUACUUCGCUAUGAUGCAGCAACAAAUGGCAAUGGGACGAGGUAUGGGUGGUGGCAUGUCUGGUAUGAAUCCUGCGAUGAUGCAACAAAUGGCGCAAAUGCAACAAAUGCAGGCCAUGCAACAACAAAUGCAAGGUGGAGCGGGCGGUGGUCGAAGUCAAAGUCCUCAAAGCCCAAGCACAGCAAUGGCCGGUAUGCAGGGAAUGAACCCAGCUAUGAUGCAGCAAAUGCAACAGAUGCAGCAGAUGCAGCAGAUGCAAGGAAUGGGCGGUGGUAAUGGCAUGGCCUCUGCUAGUGGUUAUACUGCUGGUGGUGGAAGCAACCCUGGUGGACGAAUUGGCACACCGGGAUAUAACGCGUAUGAGCAACAAGUCUUCGAGCAGCAGAAGUAUGAGCAACAGCAGAUGCGACGGGGUACUCGGGAUCAAUCCCAACAAUAUGGCGGAGCGGGCUAUGGUAUGGGUGGUGGUAAUGGACCUACCUCCUGGGAAGGCAUGUAUGAUGAUGUUCCGCAACCAGCAGUUCCCAGCGGGGGUGGAGCGGGAGGAGGAGGGCGUGGAGGAUUCCAAGGCGGCCGUGGUGGUGGAGGUGGUGGAAGCAAUAGGGGCUCUGCACCUCCACAAGGUGGACCAGCGAGUACCCCACCAGCCAAUGCUCCCACAGGACCAAAAAAUGCCGGGAAGCCAGGUGCAAACUAUCGGGGUGGAGGCAGAGGUGGCCAGCGUGGUUUCCAUCCCUAUGCAAGGGGUUGA